UGGAGAAUGGUGUGACCAGUCCUCUGCCUCUUGGGUUUCUUCUCUUCUCUGUGUGCGCACAAUCUUCCACAAAACCUCAGACGCUCCCCACCCACCGUCCGUAUCCGCUGCCCAAUGUCCAUUGGCACAACAGCAGCACCCUGUGCCUCCUCUGUUCUCCCUCUUGUUCUUGCCCGAGAGCGACCGUAGAUCAGUCCAGACAAACUAGCCAAAGCAACCAUAGAUCAGUCCAGACAAACUAGCAAGCCUCUGAAGAUCUCCUCCUUCUGCAGGAGAGUUUUGUUCGAACAAGUUCGUCGCUUGCCUUGCCAGCCAGCCAGCCUCUGUAUCGUUCCAGGUUCUUCCUCCUUUUUUUCUCUGUUCUUUUCUUAAUCCCUAGUCCGAUAUGGGGUAAUGAUUUGGAGUCCUUGAUAGCGCUCCGCUAGUAGAUAUGAGGUUGCUCGCACGGUUCUUGCCUUUUGUUUUUGGUUGUUGGUUUUAGAUGGUACAGUGGUUAGGUUGCUUUGGUGCUGGUUCUCCUUGGAUACCCACCAAGCAAGCAAGCAAGCAAGCUUCAAUUCCUACCUGAAAUAUAUCGGAGUCCAAUAUUCCCUUUGACGCUCUUCGUUCUAGAGACUGAUUUGUGCUACCUCUUGGGUCAGGCUGCGGGCUGCCUGGAUCCUGGAUGGGCAGGCCUAGAGGUGGGAAGGCCAAGAAAUCGAUGGAAGCUGCGAAGAACGAGGACGCCGGUAGCGCGGGUGAGGAGGUGAUCCCAGCCUACAAGAGGAGGGGACGGCCACAGAAGCUUCUCAAGCACGACGUCGAUGAGGAAGAGGACACCGCCAUCGCCAAGGUUGAAGACGACGGCGACGGCACAAAAGAAAAGAUUGCGCCGCGCAAGGAGUCGACGGGCGCAGCCGGGAACGGAGGGAAGAAGAGGCGGCGGCAGUCGAAGCGUGGCUCGGAGUCAACGACGGAGAAGAAGGACGGCGCGCCGGCGAGAGCGCCGAACGGAUUCCGGCAGAAUGGGAGUCGGCGGAAGAGCACCCCGCGGAGAGCUGCCGAGGCAGGGGUGGAGACCAAGUGAGGCUCUGAAGACUAAACAAGUGUGCGACGUAAUGGAGAACUGCCUAAUUGCAGCAAGUAGUUAUGUACUAGCUUCAAAAUUGCACUAUUAGUGGUAGCUUUUAGGUUUAUAAGAUUGUGGAUUUUAGGGGUUUAUGUCAGUUAAUUCUAUGGUCAGUGCUAGUGACUGGCACAUGGAUUAAAACUUUCUGAGAGGAACUUCAUUUACAGACCGCUAA
Molecule: messenger RNA, 1283 nt
Organism: Hordeum vulgare subsp. vulgare (domesticated barley)
Lineage: Eukaryota; Viridiplantae; Streptophyta; Magnoliopsida; Poales; Poaceae
Product: nucleolar and coiled-body phosphoprotein 1-like
Exons: 2
Coding region: 665-1066 (133 amino acids)
Source: RefSeq, a predicted model, not a curated record